AUGACUAUUGGCGCAAUAAAUAAAACCUGGUUUAACCAGGCUCGGUAUAUUCCCCCAGAUGCCAUCUUCGCGUUGACUGCACAGUACGUUGCGGACUCAUUCCCCCAGAAGGUCAACCUUGGCCAAGGCACAUAUCGCGAUGAAAAUGGAAACCCAUGGGUUCUUCCCUCUGUCCGUCAAAGUCGAGACUUGCUUUCGCAGAAGUUGAACCACGAGUAUCUGCCCAUCGUCGGCUUAGCCAGUUUCCGCCAAGAGACUGCCAAAUUGGCCCUGGGUGCAGAGCUGUUCGCGAAGCAGGAGAGUAAACUGGCGACGUGUCAAAGUCUUUCCGGCACCGGAGCCUUACAUCUGGCGGGACUCCUCCUCAGGGCCUGCAGUACAACACUCCCCAAGAUCUAUAUCCCCGAGCCAACCUGGUCCAACCACCACCAGGUGUUUUCGUCCCUUGGUUUCCAGUGUGAAACCUUUCAAUAUUACAACCCAGAGACAAAGGAUCUGGACAUCGACUCCUACUACUCUGCGCUGAAAGCAGCUGAGCCUAACUCUGUCAUCAUCAUACAUGCCUGUGCGCACAACCCGACUGGGUGUGAUCCAACCAAGGAACAAUGGCGGGAGCUUGCCCAAAUAAUUAAAGAGAGGCAGUUGUUUCCUCUUUUCGAUGCCGCUUAUCUAGGGUUCAAUUCGGGCAAUGUGGAUGAUGAUGCCUUCGCCAUUCGGUUGUUUAUUGAGGAGACCAAGCUGGAGGCGGGUGUUUGUCUGUCCUUUGCAAAGAACAUGGGUCUCUAUGGUGAGCGAGUGGGUUGCUUCUUAUUAUCGACUAGUGCAGAAGAAACCGCAGUGAAGACCCAAUCAAUGCUGGAAAUGCUUCAACGGUCUGAAGUUUCAAACCCACCGGCCUAUGGUGCAAGAAUUGCGAGUACAAUUCUCGCCGAUGCCACCCUCAGACAGGCCUGGCACGAUGAUCUGAUCACAAUGAGUGACCGGAUCCGGUCGAUGCGGAAGGCAUUAUAUGACCAGCUGGUGUCUUCCGGGGCGCCGGGCUCUUGGGAGCAUCUCAUUCGCCAAUCUGGAAUGUUUGGAUUCCUUGGGUUAUCUCCGGAUAUUGUGCAGAAAUUGCGCGAGCAAUACCACAUCUACAUGGCGGGUAAUUCUCGGAUAUCGAUCGCCGGAUUGAACGAGCAGAAUGUCGCAUAUGUUGGAAACUCGAUCACCGAAUGCCUCAAGCAGAGCUCAUAA
Molecule: messenger RNA, 1236 nt
Organism: Penicillium brevicompactum
Lineage: Eukaryota; Fungi; Ascomycota; Eurotiomycetes; Eurotiales; Aspergillaceae
Product: aminotransferase
Exons: 5
Coding region: 1-1236 (411 amino acids)
Biological process (GO): L-aspartate biosynthetic process
Cellular component (GO): cytosol
Molecular function (GO): L-aspartate:2-oxoglutarate transaminase activity; pyridoxal phosphate binding
Source: RefSeq, a predicted model, not a curated record